Messenger RNA from Emericellopsis atlantica, 798 nucleotides. RefSeq lists its product as uncharacterized. NCBI's taxonomy places the organism in Eukaryota, Fungi, Ascomycota, Sordariomycetes, Hypocreales, Bionectriaceae. The transcript has 3 exons. The coding region runs from base 248 to 589 and encodes 113 amino acids. The record is from RefSeq and is a predicted model, not a curated record.
CUUGCCGAUGCCAUUUCGGUGGGUUUGCUGAGUGAGGUGCUCUUGCUCAUCGACUGGAUCGAACAACUGCAGCAUUAUGAGAUCAUAGGGCCUCCAUCGCGAUCUCAAGGUAAUUAAGGCACAAAACCCUUUGCUGGCCAUUUGAUCUCUGCUCAACUCAUACCUUCGCCUUCAACACACUGAGCUACUGAUUCUCACAUUUCUCAAACCACUCACCAAACACCACACAACCACACACUCUCUCAACAUGUCUGGCCAGCUCCCCGACAAGGACAUCAUCCAGGACCGUGCUGUCCACGGCCUCCCCGUCACCAACGACGAGGUUUCCCACAUAGCCUCUGCCGAGUCCGAGCUCACCGGCACUGGCCCCAUCAAGGGCGGCAAAGCAGCCACCGCCCAAAGCGUGCACGACAAGCAGCAGAACUUCCUCGAAAAGGCGGGCGAUGUUGCUCGCAAGCCGGCGGAGCAGAUCACCAAGGAGGAUGCCGCCGAGGUGCAGAAGGCCGAGGCCCGGCUGAUCGGAGGCCAGCCUGAGAAGGGCUCCAUGUCGGCCAACCUGCAGUCCGCUGCCGACAAGAACCAGCAGUGAGAGAGGAAGAACAUUAGAGGAGGAGCUUUUUGGGACGAAUCAUGAUACGGAUGCAUAGCGCUGCUUACAACUCUAAAUUCAAUCUCAUUGCUGACACACUCUCCUACGAUCGCUCCGUGCCCAGCCGCGAGAUGAGAUAGUCGUAAACGAUGUCGUCCUGCGCAGUGCCAGCCAGCUGGUUCAACAGACCAGCCACAAGGCCCGUUCUA